AUGGUACCCUACAUUACCUACAUCGAGCUUCCCCUGAAGCAACGAGUUCUUCAGAGACAAUCUCAUGAGUUGCACUUGGAAGGAAAAGGCGUAGUGAAGUUGACUGUCACAGAGCCAGAAAGCACACUAGCUACUGGAGAGGGGACACCUGAAGAAAAACCAGCUCCCACAAAGGCUCUGGAUGCUGUGAGCAACCUUCAAACAAAAGAGAGUUUUGCUCCAAGUGGUGAACUCGAGGAAGAAGUUGGCUGUGCAGAGACCUCACCUUCGGUGGUGUUUGACAACAUAGAAAAAUGCAGUCCAAACUGCUUACGUUUGCUGUUGGAGAACAUCAGCGGCCUGACUGUAGAUGAGGACUUCACUGUGGAAGUGAUACCUGAAAUAAAUGUUGCUGUAGCUACCUUUAUAAAAAGUAUUGAUACUGAAGAAUUUGUGAAAAAAUGUUUACAACACAAGAGAGUCAGAGAAUUCAAAAUGACUGCCAGGGUUCUUGAAUCGACGCAGAGCAUCAAGGCUGAAAACCUACCAGACAGCCUUUCCCCAGAUUACCUCACAGUUUACUUUGAGAGUGUGCAGAACAGAGGGGGGCCCGUGUCAGAUGUCCAGCUCUUCCCUGAGGAGAACUCAGCCAUCAUUACUUUCUGUGAUCCCAAAGGUAACCCUGUCCUGUGCCUGACCAAGUGCUCAUAGGCAGACAACCUGCAAGCAAAUCACUGCAGCUUCGGUCAUUAGGGAAAGCCUGGCUGGCUGUCCCCAAAGUCAGCG
This is a messenger RNA of Empidonax traillii (willow flycatcher), 765 nucleotides long. RefSeq names its product protein mono-ADP-ribosyltransferase PARP14-like. Bases 1 to 690 code for a protein of 229 amino acids. The transcript is spliced from 5 exons. Lineage: Eukaryota; Metazoa; Chordata; Aves; Passeriformes; Tyrannidae. The record is from RefSeq and is a predicted model, not a curated record.